Molecule: messenger RNA, 882 nt
Organism: Trametes versicolor FP-101664 SS1
Lineage: Eukaryota; Fungi; Basidiomycota; Agaricomycetes; Polyporales; Polyporaceae
Exons: 3
Coding region: 1-882 (293 amino acids)
Source: RefSeq, a predicted model, not a curated record
AUGCUUACAACCUGCGCUCAGCACGUGCCUGACACUCUUCUUCACCUCUCUAUAUGGCGAGACGCGGUAUGGGCUAUCCCGCUGCGGGUCCUCUCCGGGCUACAGGAGCUGUCCAUGAUGCACCCAAGCACCCUCGCCAAGCUUGGUCUCAUCUUCGCGCACUGCGCGCAACUACGCUCCCUAUCAAUCACGACCAUUGGCUCUAACUGCGAGCUAGAGUUGCUCACCGCGCUGCGGGCGACGCAAGACGCUCUUCCGGGCCUCACGUCAUUCAAGCUCAUCCUAUGGGGCGAGGCGUUUGUUGCCGAUCUGGGUCCGUUUAUUGAGUUCUUCCAGAACAAGAAGGGGAUGCGGCGGCUCGACCUCCAACUCAACCAUCUUUUAAUGGGCGACGAUUACAUACGCCUCCUCGACGUUUUUGCGCACCUUCCACGGCUCGAGGUCGUCGGGCUGGAGCUCAAAGGUUCGGGGUUCAGCAGAGAGCAUCUGGCGCUGCUCGACGAGCGACUCCCGCUUGGCCUCUCGGCGCUCCUCUUGAGAUGGUCGACCUAUACCUUCAACGCCUUCGAGUCCGGGUCCGACAUCCAUCCACAGAACUGGAUUGACAUGCUUAAGAAGCGCCCUGCACUCGGCUACCUUCACAUUCUCUAUCUCGAACACAAUCUGUCCGUCGGCAUAUCGCUGGACCUGCGCGCGCGGCUGCUCAAGGACCGCCCGCGGGCGCUGAGGCUCGUUGGGUAUGGCCCGCAGAUACGCAGCAUCGAACGCGAUCCUGCGACUGGGGAGUCGGCGUACGGACCGCCCUGGUCGGAUACAGCGGUCACUGUAGGGGCGGCGGAAGACUUUGGAUGCGAAGACUGGGCGUGGCUGCGUCAACUCUAA